Molecule: messenger RNA, 1398 nt
Organism: Medicago truncatula (barrel medic)
Lineage: Eukaryota; Viridiplantae; Streptophyta; Magnoliopsida; Fabales; Fabaceae
Product: transcription factor MYB41
Exons: 3
Coding region: 124-1104 (326 amino acids)
Source: RefSeq, a predicted model, not a curated record
UACUUUACUUUAGAACAAACAAAAAGUUUACUUUCCUCUUUCUAUUUUUGGUUUCUUAGAGUGCACUUUUCAACUAUACCUAUUGAAAUUCAUAAAAAUAUUCAUCUUCUAGCUUUGUGAAAUAUGGGAAGAACACCUUGUUGUGAUAAAAGUGGACUCAAAAAAGGUCCAUGGACACAAGAAGAAGAUCUUAUGCUUAUCAACUACAUUAAUACUCAUGGACCUGGAAAUUGGCGCAACCUCCCCAAAAAUGCUGGUCUUCAAAGGUGUGGUAAGAGUUGUCGUCUUCGAUGGACAAACUAUUUGAGACCUGAUAUCAAGAGAGGAAGGUUCUCCUUUGAAGAAGAAGAGAGUAUCAUUCAGCUCCACAGUGUCUUGGGAAACAAGUGGUCUGCUAUAGCUGCUAGAUUACCCGGAAGAACAGACAAUGAAAUAAAGAACUACUGGAACACGCACAUUAGGAAAAGACUACUUCGAAGUGGAAUUGAUCCUGUUACUCAUACUCCACGUCUCGAUCAUCUAUUUGACAUGUCCUCCAUUAAUAUUCUCAGAUCAGCUUUAUUAGGAGGAACCAACCCAAUGAACCCAUCAUUUCUGAACUUAUUAGGUGGUGCUCAAGCUUUCAUGAACCCUGAAUUGUUAAAGCUAGCUGCAACGGCCACAUUAUUAAACAACAACAUAAAUUUGGGUUCGCAUAAUCAACAACAAAUCAAUAAUGCUGCUAAUGGUACUCAACAACAAGUGCAAAAUCAAGUUUACAAUCAAGAUCAAUUUCAAAUACCAACUCAAACACACAAUGUGAAUAAUGGCUUAUUAGGAAACAUGAGUUGUUCAAGUUCAGCUGAAAAUACAAAUCCUUGUUAUUUUGGAGAGGACUUGAUUUCUAAACAAUAUUCAGAAUUGUUUCAUUGCCUAAAUAAUGAUGGAAACAAAAACAGUAUGGGAUAUGAAUCAGUUAUAUCGACUACGCCUUUAUCGACGACACCAACUCCAUCACCAACUUAUGUGAAUAGCUGCACAGAGGAAGAGAGGGAUACAUAUUGCAGUGACAUAUUCAAGUUCGAAAUUCCGGAGAGUACUUUGGAUAUUAAUGAUUUCUUGUAAAUGUGUGUAUAUACGAUUGCAGACUUUGUUUAAUAUGAACAAGUAAGAUAGUUUUGUAUCGUGCACGAGUUUAUUUUUCAUUAUUGGAUCAAUAAAUCUAAUAGUAUGUUUUAUUGAUCAAAUAGCGAAAGUUAAUUUAUGCAUGAUGCAAGACUUACGUCACUUGCGCAUUGUAGAAUUAGAUGUAUGUAAACUUUUAGUUUGCAUUCUUUAUUCUUGGUGUUAUUUAAUUUUGGGGUCAUUAGGAAUAAUUUGUUGUCGUGAUGUUCAUUAUUUUUUGCUUUAAAUUAGUUG